Molecule: messenger RNA, 1764 nt
Organism: Marchantia polymorpha subsp. ruderalis
Lineage: Eukaryota; Viridiplantae; Streptophyta; Marchantiopsida; Marchantiales; Marchantiaceae
Source: the annotation of a GenBank genome assembly
AGCGCGCUAGUCGGGGAGGGAUGGCGGAAGAAUUGGACCUCGGAGUCCUGUCCCAGCGGGAGGCAAAGGACGAACACAAGUCCUAGCCAGCGUCGGAGGCAAUUCUCGUGCCGGGGCUGGGCUGGGCUGGCUGCAACAUCGGGGCCUCAAAUGCGCGAGACGACGGAUCAGGUAGUUCUGCUGGCAGUUCGUUCGCCCGGACUCGGAGGCUUUGCGGGGAUUCGGUUUGACCUCGAGAGCCCCGGCACAGCGGUCCACUGCUGGACAUGGAAACUGUUGCCAGGGGAUGCGCAGCGCUGGGAAAGACUUGUUUGACAUGGAUUCUGCCACUCCUUUUCGCAGCCGGCGUCCACAUUUGCGCGGUCGCGCGGGCAUCCGGCUGCGAGGGAAUCAGGAGCUAAGCGUCAAAACUGUCGGAGGCCCAUGGAGCGCUCGCGAGCAUGGACUCCAACCCAACUCAGGCUCAGGCUCAGGCUCAGGGCACAGGGAGCGAUGGAUGGAAGGAUGAAUGGAUGGCUGCGUGGCCCAUGGAGACCGAGUUGGUGUCGACGACGAGGUUGCAAGCACUCGAGUCUGACUUCGCCGUGAAUCCUCCUCUGCUGCUGCAGCAUGCACGGAGAGAGCGAAAGGAGAAUGAUUGCGACGACAAGUGUCGCGCCUUUGGACGACAUGAUUAGUGGCAAGUUGAGGGCGAGGUCGAGAACAUGUGAGAAAAUCCCCGAACCAAACUCGGUAAUGGACGGCGCAAUGAGUUCAAAUCACAACUGUCCAAAUCGAGCCCUGGGGGCCACAGCAGCGACGACAACGACGACGACGACGACGACGUGUUGCCCUUGAAAUUUCGUGCAAGGGGUCGGAUUUGUCCACAUCCUGCUUUCUGGAAAAUUCCCACCUGUCCCACUUCGUGCCCCGUGGGGAUGGUCCAGCGCCUUCGGUUGUUACACCGAGUGGACCCUCGUAAUUCCGAGCCUUCGCCACACAAGAGACAAUGUCCACACCGGUGGCUUUGCGUACAAAAUGCAUUCACAGUCUACGAGAAAUCUCGCGCUGAUUUCCGAGGAGGAAUCGCAGUUCGAGCAACGGCGCGGUCCAUCCCUCGGGUCUCCUCGACCGGACUUUCUGUCCAGUGAGUGAGCCCCAGGUCAGCGCAGAUGUCCCCCCGUAGAAUCCACUGCGAUUGCAAUUCCUCUGGACAAACACAGAGCUCGCUCGCUCGCUCGCUCUCUCUCUCUCUCUCUCUCUCUCUCUCUCUGACUGUCACCAGCGGAAUCUCGACCGAGGGCAGACUGUUAUCGAGCUCCACGAGCCCCCGGCCGUAAUCGCUCUAAGCCCCGACCGUCGGAGCCGUAGGCCCACGCGCCAGGGGGUUGUCCGGUAAGCCCCCCGGCAGGCAUCUCGGUCAGACAGCACAUUCAUUCGGUUGAGGUUAUCCCCGGUUAUGGUCGAGCUGCUGAUGAAAUGGCCUCCGUGACUCGUCAGUCCUGUGACGCGAAUCCGGAUCCGAAUCCGUCGAGGGCAGAUGAGAUAAGCGGAGACGAGGGCAAAGAUGGAACGGAGGGGGCCUUCAUUGGUGCUGGCUGUCUUUCAAUGAAUGUGUCCUUUUGUGCAUCGAAAGCUUUUAAAGAUGAUGCCUCUGCGUUUGCUCAAUGAAUGUGUCCUUUUCCCAGUGACUGGCUCUUUAAGGGCUUAAUUCUGCGCGUGCUCAUGGCCCUCGUCCCCUCCAUGAAUGUGUCCUAUUCUCAUGUGUGUUCUGCGCGAGCGGCC